Benincasa hispida (wax gourd) is the source of this 2788-nucleotide messenger RNA. Its product is annotated as squamosa promoter-binding-like protein 13A. Lineage: Eukaryota; Viridiplantae; Streptophyta; Magnoliopsida; Cucurbitales; Cucurbitaceae. Gene Ontology annotation, molecular function: DNA binding. Gene Ontology annotation, cellular component: nucleus. The record is from RefSeq and is a predicted model, not a curated record.
AACUUUCAACUCAGAGCUGGGCCAAUGAAAAUCUAAAUCCUUUUUUUCUUUUUCCCUAAAUGUUUGAUUUGUUUAUGCUGUAUAGACGAGUAGUAAUCAAUGCACAUACAGAUUUAUGAAUAAGAAUCAUCAAAAGGGGUGGGGGCAGACAGCUCACCACCAGUUUUGGGGCAAAAUCAUUUGCUUUCCUUUUCCCCUUGAAAAAUGAACAAAAAAAUAUUUGCAUGUUUUUCUUUUUUGUGGGGGGUUUCUAAUGAGCCCUUAAGUUUAAAUUCCCAAAAGAAAAUUUUUAGGAAAAGGAAAAGGAAAACUCAAGUGGGGAGUUUUGUCUCUCUUUAGUCUCAAAGGGUUUUGGUAUAUGUACAUUUAUCUGUUUUUCCUUGUAAUUUGUAACUCGCUUGAAACCCCAAAAAAGAAAAUAUGCCAAGAAAUGUGAAACACAACACAAUGUAGGCCUAUCCCACUUCCUCUGGUUGUCUUCACCAGCAUCCAUUUUUGUAUAACUUUCUUCAUUUUCUUAGUUUGCUGAAAGUUUGAAAGCAACAAAUAGCUGUCUCUUUUAAUAUCAACCUUUCUCCAACUUCCAAAUUUUAAACAAACCCUAACCAAUAUGAGAAUAAGGAGAGAAAUAAGAAAAAGAAAAAAAGGAAAAGGAAGAUAAGGUAAAUUCAGAAUAAAGUUGGCGGCUCUUUUUGGGCUAUUCAUGGAGUUGCAGUUUCCCACUUCCCUUCAACAAAAGCUCUCUCCAACUUUUUUGCAUCACAGCCACCUUCAAUCCUAGCUAAAAUUGACAUCUUGUAGACAGGUGCAACAAGUGAUUCUUCUUGAGUAACCUACACCCUAGCUUUUUAUGGGGGCUUUCCUCCUCCUCCUUUGGCUUUUCCCCUUGACCACAAACUUUAAUUGUUUGGUGGAAUCCUUGUCAGUGAAUGGAUGGUUGUAAAAUAGCAACCCCAUUUGUGUUCUGCUGCCCUAGUCUGCAAGUACUCUCAUCCUUCAUUUUCUUAACUCUCAACUUAUUAUUUUUUUUUAGUCUUGUGACUUCUUCUUCUAAUUCCUCUCCAAUCUACUUGGAGUUAUAUCUGCAACUGUAGUUUUACUACUGAUAUGUUUCAAGUUUGCUAAAAGGAAAGAGCCACAAUCAUCAAUGACUUGAUGUUUAUUUAUUUUAGUCUUUUGACGUCUUCAAAAUCCUCCAAUCUACUUGAAGUAAUAUCUGGAACUGCAACUCCACUGAUGAUAUAUUUUCAGUUUGAUAAGAUCAAAGAGCCAUAAUCACCACUGACGUGAUGUUUUUGCUUUUGGUUUAAGGAAGAUGCAAAUAACUGCCUUAAAGAUUCUGUUGCUUCAAUUCUUGUAUUGUUGCUGUCUGUAUGAUUAGUGGGCUCUGUUCUUGUUAUAUGCAUUUCUUGUCAGCCAUAAGAUUUCUGUGUUCUUUAGUUGAAUAUAAUCCAUUCAUGAAGUCAUCAGAAAAGUGAUUCAAACUCUGAAAAGGGUGUUCAUUUUUAAGUGGAAAAGAAGUGAAGAACUGAAAUAUUCUCUAUGGACUGGAACUUGAAGACCCCAUCUUGGGAUUUCACUCAAUUGGAACAAGAUGCAUUGAAGAACAUUAAUACAAUAGGUGCAUCCAGCAGCUUUGUUGAACAUAGAACGACUUCUGGGGAUUUCUCGGUUGAUUUGAAACUCGGCCAAGUCAAUAAUCUGGGAACAAAAUAUGUAGUCAAUAAGCCAGGAGUCUUUAAAAUGGCACCGUCCCCUUCAGAACCAUCAAAGAGGGCAAGAGGAUCUGGAAAUGGGGCUCAGCCUUCGUCAUGCCUUGUUGAUGGAUGUGUUUCAGACCUUAGCAAUUAUAGAGAUUACCACAGGCGCCACAAGGUCUGCGAGCUCCAUUCAAAGACUCCCCAGGUUACAAUUGGUGGCCUAAAACAAAGAUUCUGUCAGCAGUGUAGCAGGUUCCACUCACUAGACGAAUUUGAUGAAGGAAAGAGAAGCUGUAGGAAACGUCUCGAUGGACACAAUCGAAGGCGAAGGAAGCCACAGUCAGACUCCCUAUCACGAAGUAUUUUGUCUCCUUACCAAGGUUCUCAACUUUUACCACUUUCUACCUCACAUGUCUAUCCAUCUACAAUUGUUAUGAGCCAUUCCUGGUGUGAUAUUGCCAAUAAUACUCAGAUCGAUGCAAGGCUUCACGUUCAGCAAGAGCCAACCCACUUCCCUGAUAAACACAACAUCUAUCUUGGAUCAUCGUCAAAUGAUAGCAUCCAUAAAAUCGGAAAGCAGGUCACAUUUAUGCAAAGUGACAAUCCAGAAUCUUCAUUCAGCCAGCCCCUUGUCACAACCAUUGAUUUUUCAGAAAAUGGAGGUGGUCGAAGGAAAAUGUUAUAUGACAAGUUUGCAACUCCAGGCCAUGAAUCGAAUUGUGCUCUCUCUCUUCUGUCAUCUUUGCAGACACAGUCAUCUGGGAUUGGUUUUAGUGAAGCCGAGCAGGACCGUCAUCUUAUAUCCUUCCUGCAGCCAUUAGAUGUGAGCUUAGGUCAUCACAACAGAUUGGAGCCAGUUAAUUCAGUACUGAAUGGCAGUGUGAGUAAUGCUGAUAUUAAUUGCUCAGGAAUGUUUCACAUUUCAUCUAAUGAUGGAGGGAAUGAUGCUCCUCCACCAUCCCUUCCUUUUCACUGGCAGUAAAGUAACUUCAGUAAACAAAAACUGAUCUUUUUGUGUAAAAAUGAAUGAGCAAACAGUGCUUCUAUAAGCAAACAGUGCUUCUAUAAACCCAUGUUCAUGAUAUCCA